AGAAGAGCAAGAAGAGGGGCCCUCGUCUGUCAAGCAACGACGUACCGAAGAAAAACGCGAACCCGAGACGGUGCGAAUGUAUUUCGGGGAAUAUUCUCGACGAGCUAAUAUUUGGUGAAUUCGGUGAAAUUCUGCGCGUCCCGCACACGGCUCCAGCUCAGUGCCGCGCGUCCCUGCACGCACAGUGUUUUUGUCCAGUGAAGCGGUCCGGCACUCGCGACCACGUAGGCUGCUGCGGGGAAAAACCUACACGUACGUUUUCAUCGUCUACGUCGCCGGGAACAAUUGCUCCGCACACAACACACUCACACGGGAGGGAGCGCCCACCGUGGAAUGUGUGUGUUUUUGGUGUCGCCGCCGCCGCCGCUGCCGUCUUCUUCACCGUGAUCGAUAUUGGUCGCUUGCAUUGCACGGGCCAAGCAGUGCCGUAGCGCCGUGUGUGUGUGUGUGUUCCCAUAUGCUAGCCAGGCUUGCCACUCUCUAUCGUCCCGGAUAGCCGUGUUUUCCUCGAACAACUUUGCAGCGAACGGGUCGGAGUGUAGGGAGGCAAGGGGAGGAGGGUGCCCGUACAGCUGCCGUAGGAGAGCAGAAGAAAAAGAAAAAAAAAAACAAGGUUGACGCAUACAAAAGUGUUGGAAAGGUGCGCUGGUGUGUGCGGGUGGCGUUCAGGUGUCAGCAAAAGCAAAAGGGGGUGCGAAGGAAACGCGACACUAAAUAUAGAGAGAGAGAGGGAGAGAGAGGGUGAGAAAUCGUGUGAUCGUCGUCAUCUGUGCUCGACACGGCGAAGACUGGAGUUUUAGAGGGAACGGUCGUCAUCAACGCCACGCAGAAAAAUAAGCUAUCAAAAUGAUAAAUUUAAAGGUGAAAACCCUCGACUCACAGAAUCAUGACUUUACGGUCGACGAAGAGAUCUCCGUGCGUCAGUUUAAGGAACAGAUCGCGGACAAGAUCAGCGUGUCGGUGGAGCUGCAGCGGCUCAUCUACUGCGGGCGCGUACUGUCCGACGAUGUGCCGCUGAAGAACUACGAUCUAAACGGCAAGGUGGUGCAUCUGGUGCAGCGUCCGCCACCGUCGGCCCGCGGCACCAGCCUGAGCACGUCGGAGCCGGGCGGCCGGGAUGAGGGUGCGCGUGCUUCGCGCCGCUCGCGAAGCAGCGACAACGCCUCCCGCACCAUCUUUCCCAGCCUGGACGAGCUGAACACAAUGUACUUUGGUUCGAUGACGUCGAUUCCACUGAACAUGACCUCGACGAACGUUACCCAGAUCCCGUCGGUCGGUUCGUCGUCGACGCUGUGCAACAAUCGCAUCACCGUCGCCCGCCACAUGCUCGACUGUGCGGACAGCAUACUGAGCUAUCUGGAGAAUCCGGCCCGCGGGCUGAACUACAGCGCGAUGGACUACCUGUCGCAGCAGACGAUGGAGUCGACCGUGUUCGAGGUCGGCAUCUCGGCGGUCGGCGACGUGGACAUCCCGCACAACCAGGUGCAGAGCUUCGUGAACGCGUUCCAGGGCGCGGUCAGUGCGGCGCUGCGCCAGAACGGCAUGUCGAACGUGACGGUCCAGCAGCCGGACGGGCUGAACGGUUCGGUGCAGGUGUUCGGCACCGUGCCCGACUUUGCCGUGCUGACGCCGCCGAACACGAGCGCCACGGCCACGCCCGCCCACGAAGGUUCGGGCACGAGCUCGUCCGGUGGCGGCGGCGGCGGUGGAGGCGGCGGUAGCAGCAGCAGCAGCAUCAGCAGCAUCAGCAGCGGCGGCGGCGGCAGUUCGAGCAGCAGCUCGUCCUCGUCCUCCAGCUCGUCGGAAACGAGCGCCGAGAGCCGGCGCCAGGCCCGGUCGGGGCUGAACGCGCAGACGACGAGCACGCAGACGCUCGGCGAGGUGGUGCAGCAGAUGCGCUCGGUCCAGCGGCGCAUGGAACCGUUCCUGCAGCAGUACUACGACAUCCUGCAGGACGAUCCCGCGUUCGAGGAGUCGGACACGGUCGGGCGGGAGAACGCGCAGCGCGUGUUCGAUCGCGUGUCGGAAGCGAUGCACUACAUCUCGCACGCCCAGCACGCGAUCAGCGACCUGAUGCUGGACCUGCAGAUGACCACGCCGCGCCACCUCUGCUGCCGGCCGAUACUGGUCGAGCAGAACGCGUACGUCAGCUCCGGGAUGGCCGCAAUGCCGCAGAACAUCAAUCUGGCCAACUUGCUGCGCAAUCACAUCAACGUGAAUAACAACAACAAUAACAACAACAACCCGGAAGUGGGCAACAACAAUAUACACGCGCAGCUGAUCAACCUGGGCAUCACAGCGCAGCCGACCUUCUUCGCUGCGGCCGGCGGUGGAGCGGCUCCCGGUGCGCCGGCUGGAGCCACUGCGACGGCGAACAACACGAUGCGCCCGCCAUCGUCGGCCCCAUCCGGUGGCGGCACCACAGCCGCACCGUCAACGACCGCGCCCAACGGAGCGGCGGCGGCAAACAACACCACGGCUCAGCCGCGGCCACCGAACCUAGGUUGGCGCGACAAUCCGGUCAUCAUUAUGCGGGAGCUGCUGCACCCAAGGGCACCACGGACGGCCUCUGCCGAUGGUCGCCUGCAACCGCCAUCUGCAACGGCAGGCAGCAACACCCGCAAUCGACCGACGGCCACAGCUACUACUACUAACUCGGGCACAAACAACAACAACAGUGCGGGUGGAACGCCGAACAAUGCUGCAGCCGGAACGCCGAACAACGCGACCCAGAACGCCCAAAUCCAGAUGGCGCGUCUCAUACAGGCGGUCGUCAAUGCUGCCCCCAUUCACACCGACAUACACGUGCAGAUCAAUACGGCCGGUGGUGGUGGAGGUGGUGCCGGUGGUAACACUGGCAGCGGUGCAGCUACGGCUCCGCCUCCCACAAACAACGCGGGCAGUCGGGGUGGUAGUACGGCCGGUGCGACCGCCGCCGCCGCCGCCACCUCCACGACGGCACAAACCACAAAUACGGGCAGCAGCAGCAGCACGGCCGGCGGCACAACCAACGCAUCGACGGCCACCGGCGGCGGCAACGGUCGCGGUGGGCCGGGCGGUGGAGGUGAGAAUGUGGUCCACGUGUAUCCACGCUUCGCCACCGUGACGCUGCCGACGACGUCCACGCAGACGCGAUCUACCUCCCGCCCGCACGUGCACAGCAUUCCGCCGUCCCAUCUGGGCGGUGCCGGACAAAUUCGCAACCUGCGACCGAUGGCGGCCAGCAUACUGAACACUUUCGAUCGGUUUUUGCCGUGCAACAGUCACCACAUUCGUGACAAUACCGGAUCGAACGGGGAUCGUUCGAGCGAGGGUACACCGAACCGCACCGGUUCCGGCGAGACGACGGCAAACACACCGAACGCGGCGCCCCCGUCCACCGAAGGAGGAUCGGACACUGUUCCGAUGCAGGAUGAUGUCCGUACGGCAGCUGCAGCGACCCGGGUGAACAUGUUCGGUACGCAACUGACGAUGGGUGAUCUGCAGAAUCUUGUACCGAACCCGAACACACUGAACCGCAUACGGGAACCGCUUCGUUCGUACGUGAACCGAGCGCUGUUUACGUCCGAUCGUGAGGUAGACGAGCAAACAGUGCGUGAGGCCGGUGAACGAAUCAUCAACAACGUGAUGCCCAUGCUGGUGCCGGUGGUGGACAUCGAAAGCCCCGAGUUCGAUACGCGUGCCUCGCUGGCCAACCUGAUGCGCAGCACGUUCCCGUCGUUCAUCAAUCUGGUGCGGGAGGACAGCUCGUCCCAGUUUGGGGUGCGGUUGAUGCGCCUGCUGCUCACGUUCCUGCGCCGCUCGUUCAUGAUACUGAUCCGUGGGGUGGGCCGGGAGCGGUCGCUGAUGGCCGUCUCGACGCUGGUCGCGUUUGCGCUUCGCCUCCACAACGUGCCGGAACCGGAGCGGCUGGUGCGGCUGCUGAUUAGGCCCACGCUGGAGAACAACUUUGCCGCCGCCGCCCGGCACGACAUGUUUGACAUUCAGCAGUUUCUAGUCAUCCGACAGCCGGCGCCAGAAUCGGCCGCAGCAACGGGAGCAGCAGCAGCAGCAGCACCAGGCACAGCAACCACAGCCGAUGGUUCCGAAAGCCUUUCGUCGUCUAGCAUGUCUUCCAGCACUGGCACCUCCAGCGGCCAGCGCGAAGCAAGUCCCAUGGAUGUCGAUGAGGCGGAAACCAUGUCCACGCCGGAGCUGGUGUCGGAUAUUGCCGAAAUAUCGAUCUCCAUCGAACCGCCGGCCAUGAGCGUCGAUCCCGCCGACACGGUGCCGACCAGCAGUUCGUCGGACGCUGGCCCGGUUGCGGGUAACGACGGCGAACUGUCUGUCACUGGUGACCGAACGCCACAACCGGCGGAAGCACCAGCACAGGAAGUGCCGAUCGUGACGUGCUCGCUGACGGGAACGGAUCUAGAUUUCGCCAAUCGGCCCGUACCGCCGCCCCGACCGGCCGGUGACGAUGAGGAGCUGCCGACCGUCGAGUACGAUGCCGAAUCCUGGCAUCGCCAUUUCCCGUCCAACUGGUUGCCGAUCAUUACGCGCGAUCUGGGCAGACAGCGGCGACAGAGUCCUCAGGCUCCGUUUUCCGACGCAUACAUUUCGGGACUGUCUUCAAAGCGCCGAAAGCUGCUGUCCGAAACGAAGCCAGCGAGCGACGUCCAUUCGCUGAUAUCGGACGGUGUACGGCGUGCGUUCCUGGGCACGGGAAUCGCUCCUUCCAGUGCGGUGGUCGGUGCCAGCACCGCCGCCACCGCAGCAGCAACAUCCUCGGGCGCAUCCGGUGGCAGCGGUACCGUCGGUGCCAGCACUAGUGCUGCCGGUGUUCCUACCGGUAACGGUGGUGGUGGUGGUGGUGGUGGAAGCAACACCGCACCCACCCGGUUCCGCACGCUGGACGAGCUGGCCAACAACAUUGCCAACGAUGGCGCCCUGCAGAUGUCGUACUGCGAAGCGAUGAAGGCGAGCAUACGCGACCGGCUAGCGAAGGACACCGACUACGAUGCCAUGCGGUUCCCCAACUGUUCCAAGUACUUUGAAAAGUAGUAAUACACACACCGACUGGAACACGUGUCGACGUAGAGCGAGGGAAGGAAUGGAUGGCGGCUGGAAGUGGUGGGACAUCAACAUGUUUUAUUUGAAUUUAAUUUAGUUACGGCUUUUUCGACGCCCUAGUGGUGGGGGGGCUUAUUUGUUGUGCGCCAACGGCUGUUCACGCGAAGGGUUUUGCGCCACCGUUUGCGUGUAGUCCUUAGAAGUUCAUAAUUUAAAGAAAAGCAUGCUUUGGACGAAAGACGGUUGCUGCUAAACGCGAAAAAACAAGGGUGUUUGUGUGACGCGGGCUGCUCCGUUACGAACGUAGUGUGCACCACUACUCCUCCCGCACGCGUACUAAUACGGAACUUAUCUAGCUAACACAAAAUGGAUUCAGAUUAGAAGACGAAGAAAGAAGAGACAGCGAUUGUGGUGGGAUGUAAUGUGUAGGAUUUAAAAGACACGAGGGACACGAGAAGCGAACCGGACCCGGACCGCCGCGAACAGCUUUAAGCAAGAUGGUGUGGUGGUGUGGGUGCAGCCAGUGGAAAGCGCUCACCCGACCAUUCGGCCGCAGUCGUCGCAUCGUUCCAUCGUUCGUUUUCAUCAUUAAAAAGAAAAACAAUCUUUGUACAGUUUUGCGAUAAGGGAAGGGAUGGGAUGAAGGAAAAUAGAAUUGAUACCCUGAGAGAAGAAAUCAGCCCACUCCAGCCCACCACCAACCAGAGUUAAUUAUGUGAUUUUAUGCCAACCCUCCCGCUCACACACACACACACAGACACACACAUUUAGGAAUGUAAAUUCGCAAAACCGCCAGCCUAGCAUUCAACGACUCCUUGUAAGAAGCUGAGGUAGAGAUAGGGACGGGGGAUCGUUUUCAAUUUUCUAAUACAACUGGCCUUUUCCCCCAGCGGGGAAACGCAUUCUUUGUUUCUUGCAUUACACAGCAAACAACAACAGCUUCUUUUUGUCUCUUUCAAUUUUUUUUCUUUUUUUUUUUAUUCGCCUUCCGUUUUGUCCGCUGUGGUUUGCCGUUUUCUGUUCGUUUGUUUGUGUUUAGUGUUUUGUACUUGUUCUCUCCCCCCCCCCCCCCCCUGACCGCGUGUGCAAUGUGUAGGGUGUGUUUAAAUUUUUUCUUCUUUCUGCUAGGGUUCCGUGCAGCAACGGAAGUUACGGUGUGAAACGGUUUGGGACGGGAAAGAAUUGGAAUUGGACAAAAAAAAACAACAGAAGAAACAUACACUUUAUAACCUACUCAAAAUCUAAUAGGAAGUUAUAAUAAAUAAAUAAAGCCUAGAGGAAAAGAUAGCGCAAACUGA
Messenger RNA from Anopheles arabiensis, 6350 nucleotides. RefSeq names its product large proline-rich protein BAG6. The transcript has 12 exons. Bases 847 to 5043 code for a protein of 1398 amino acids. The record is from RefSeq and is a predicted model, not a curated record. Gene Ontology annotation, molecular function: misfolded protein binding; polyubiquitin modification-dependent protein binding. Gene Ontology annotation, cellular component: BAT3 complex. NCBI's taxonomy places the organism in Eukaryota, Metazoa, Arthropoda, Insecta, Diptera, Culicidae.